AUGGAUACGUCGGCGUUUGCGUCGUCGACGUUCUCGCCUGUGACGUGGGUCAACCGUGUGCUGGCCGAGGGUGAGGCACUUGCUGACCCUCUUGCUGUCCACCUGGCCGUCGUCACCUCGCAGCUGGAAAUGGCCUAUUCCACGCUCUCUGUGCGGACGGAUGAGGCUGCUGCUCGUGCGCUGGCGGCGGUUCCUCGGGCCUUGCGUGAGCUCGAGUCCUUGCGCAAGUCAGCGACUGCCCUGGCGGCGGUGACGGCGGCAGCGACGGCAGAGCUCGACGAGCUGGAGGCUCAGACAGGGCCGGCUGUGGCGGAGCUGGGCACGCUGGAUGGUGCCCGUGAGCGGCUGGUGGCUUCGGCGCACGCACUCUCGCAGGUUCAGUCGCUCUCGUCAUCGCUGGCAGAGAUGAACACACUGUUCAAGGCCGGCAACUAUGUGGAGAUCGCUCACAAGCUCGAGGCCAUGAACUCGGCGCUAGAGCUGUUGGCAUACAUGCCGUCAUCAGACGAUGUGCGAACCCAAGUCGCCGACUACGCCACUCAGCUGGAGAGCCUGGUGGCGCCGAAGCUGACCUCGGCGCUGAAGGCUUCCGACGCCAAGGCUGUAGUCUCGCUCGUUGCAGUCCUGCGCUCGAUCUCACGGUCGGACGAGAUGUGGCAGUUCUACCUCCGGGCGCGGGCGUCGUCGCUGAAUGCGGCGUGGGGCGAGGUGCCGCGUGAGAGCGGUGGUGACGUCGGCAGCUGGAUGGCGAGCUUCAUGGCCGAGUUUGUCGAGUGGGUGGCCGGCGAGCUAGCGUUUGCGGGUGCAGUCUUUAGUGAGGACGCAUCGAUUGCGCCGCCACGUGUUCUGCCGCAUCUUGUCCAGUUUGCGCUCGAUGAGCGGCAACCGCCGCUAGGCGAGGUUGUUGGCGGCGUGGUUGCCUCGCGCGACCUGGUCCAGGGCUACGCGCUGUACUCGAGCGUCAUGACCGGCCUUGCGCUCACGCUUGAGCCGCUGGCGGAGAAGGGCGGACUGGUGAGCGCAGGCGAGCGGCUGGACUCGGACCCUGAGAGGCCAAGGCCGGCGCUCGGGCCUGUGGUGGAGAGCUUUGUGCAACCACUGGCACCGUUUCUGGACGCGCUCGUGCCACUCACGGUCGAGCUGCUCGAGUCGUCGAUGGCCGGCGUCAUCCAGCGGCACAUUCCGUCAAGCCAAGCCGGCUCUGACCCGCGGCCGGGCUCGUUUACCUUUGAGCUCGAUGCGUCGCUUGAUGGCUCUGCAGCGUCGUCGCUGUACGCCGGAGUGAUGCAGGAAGUUGCGCUGGCGGGCGGCGCGCUCUUUGACGAGUUGACAGCGUUGGUGGAAGCCGAGCUUGUGGAGGUUCACGUCUCGCUGGUGGGCGAGCCGGUUGUUGCAGUGCUGUCGGAGACGCUCAACUCAUUUGUGGGCAAGAUGUUGCAGUUGUUGGAGCUGCUGCGAUCGAUUUCACCACUGGACAAGGGCAAGACCGGAAGCGACGGGAGCGAUGGGCGGAGCGCAGGGCUGGUGUGGGAGUUUUUCCAGGCCUCGAUCCGCGGACUCGAGUCUGUGGCAGCACUGAUGGAGCGGCUCGAGUCGUUUGAUGAGGAGGUGCGCAGAGUGUUGGGCCGUGCGCUGCAGCGAGUGGUGACGCCGGAGCGGUUGGCAUGGUGGAGCAGCGUAGAGGAGGCCCAGAACCGCAUUGCGCAGGACGGGCCGACUCUGGUGGCGCUGGACGAGCUAGAGGCGGCGUAUGGCGGGUAUGCAAGCCUUGUGCCGCCGCCCGGCUCUGCAUCAGAGCCCGGGCGUGAGCAGGCGCAGCUGGCGCAGUUUGUCGUCCUUGCAGUGACCGAGGGCGGGACGCAGCUGGAGCGAGUCGAUCAUCUGCGCCGUGCGCUUGGUGAGCCGGGCGCCGACCGGCCGAUGACGAUGCUUCCGAAUCCUGCGCGAGCAUUUGCGGGGCUGGCGAGCGAGGUGGUGGGUCUUGCCAAGGCUUUUGCCUUUGCGCCGAUCGCCGAGCAGCUGGCCGGUGUGGCGGGCGACGAGGCGUGGCGGGCGGGCGGCGUGCCGCAGCCGGCGUUUUCCAUGACGCCAUCGGCUUACAUUACGCACGUCGGAGAUCAUCUGUACAUGCUACUGCAGCAGCUGGAGCCGUUUGCGGGCUCGCAACGGCUGCAGAGUCGGGCGAUGCAGCUGCUUGCGCCGCUCGUGCCCGGCGGCGGGAAUGGUGAGGGCGAGGGCGACGCGGGCGGCGAAGGCGGCGACGUGUUCGCGGCUCUUUGGGUGUCUGCCAUGGCGCGGACGGCCAUGUCGGCGUUUGUGGACGCAAUUUUGGAGGUGCCUGUGGUGACGCCGGCCGGGGCGCGGCAGCUCGAGGCCGACAUUGGGUAUCUCGCCAACGUGGUGGCUGUUCUUGGCGAGCCGCUGGAUCCUGCGCUGAGCGAUGUGCGGACGCUGCUGCGAGGCGAGGACGACAGCGUGGGGCUUGUCUCCGGGCGGGCGUCGGAGAUUGGGCGCGUGCUGGGCAAGGCGCGGGAGGGCGGCGCGUAA
Messenger RNA from Thecamonas trahens ATCC 50062, 2547 nucleotides. RefSeq lists its product as uncharacterized. Gene Ontology annotation, biological process: intracellular protein transport; Golgi organization; retrograde vesicle-mediated transport, Golgi to endoplasmic reticulum. The record is from RefSeq and is a predicted model, not a curated record. Lineage: Eukaryota; Apusomonadida; Apusomonadidae. Gene Ontology annotation, cellular component: COG complex. Bases 1 to 2547 code for a protein of 848 amino acids. The transcript has a single exon.